Lotus japonicus is the source of this 2151-nucleotide messenger RNA. Its product is annotated as rho GTPase-activating protein 5-like. Gene Ontology annotation, molecular function: GTPase activator activity. Gene Ontology annotation, biological process: signal transduction. NCBI's taxonomy places the organism in Eukaryota, Viridiplantae, Streptophyta, Magnoliopsida, Fabales, Fabaceae. The record is from RefSeq and is a predicted model, not a curated record. The transcript is spliced from 5 exons. The coding region runs from base 310 to 1791 and encodes 493 amino acids.
GUCAGCAUCUUCUUCUACCAGUGCCACCUUCAAAUACCAACAUAGAAAUAAAAAAUCACAAUCUCUUCUUCUUCUCUCUCCUCUGUUUCUCUUCAUCUUCACUUCACCCUAACCAACCACCUCUCCCUCUGCUCUCGAAUCUGGAUUCGGGUCGGGUAUAGCGAGAAGUCGAAGGCACAGUGUUGAUGAUGAUGGUGAUGAUGGUCACGUUUCACCUUCCACUCGAAGACCCCAUUUCUUGAACGAAACUCCACUCCAUCAACGAAGAAGAAUAUUAUUGUAUUGAAGAGAAAGAGACAGUAGUCAAAGAUGACAGAAGUGUUGCAGUUACCUUCACCUUCACGACGUUGUUCCAAUGAUGGGUCGCACCAAACUGCGCUUAUUAACAACAGUUCCUCAGUGGAAGAAGGGGUGUUGCAGUUGCAGACCCAUUUGGAUUUGGUUGAAGAAGACGAAGAGGAAGAGAAAGAAAAGGACAGGGAAGGAGAUCAGCUUUCUCUUUUGACCCUUUUGAUUGCGACGUUUCGGAAAUCGUUGAUUGGUAGUUGCAGCACCAGUCCUAGAGAUAGUGGUGCCCUUUCUUCUUCUUCAAUGGAGAUUGGUUGGCCUUCCAAUGUGAGGCAUGUGGCUCAUGUUACCUUCGACCGCUUCCAUGGCUUUCUUGGUUUGCCUGUUGAAUUUGAACCUGAAGUUCCCAGGAGACCACCCAGCGCAAGCACAAGCGUUUUUGGGGUUUCAACAGAAUCUAUGCAGCUUUCUUUUGAUGCCAGAGGAAAUAGUGUACCUACAAUAUUGCUGUUAAUGCAAAGACAUUUGUAUGCGCGAGGAGGCCUCCAGGCUGAAGGAAUAUUCAGAAUUAAUGCUGAAAAUAGUCAAGAGGAGCUUGUGAGGGAACAAUUAAACAGAGGAGUUGUACCGAAUGGCGUUGAUGUGCACUGCUUGGCAGGUCUUAUAAAGGCUUGGUUUAGAGAACUCCCAACUGGAAUAUUGGACCCUCUUUCACCAGAGGAGGUGAUGCAGUCCCAGUCAGAAGAAGAAUGUGACCAGCUUGUGAGGCUUCUUCCUCCAACAGAAGCUGCUCUGCUAGAUUGGGCCAUAAACCUAAUGGCAGAUGUUGCUCAAAUGGAACAUUUUAACAAGAUGAAUGCGCGUAAUAUUGCAAUGGUUUUUGCACCAAACAUGACUCAUAUGGCCGAUCCUUUGACUGCUUUGAUGUAUGCAGUACAAGUCAUGAAUUUUCUCAAGACUCUUGUCGUUAAGACACUGAGAGUAAGAGAGGAGUCCAUUGUAAAAUCCAAUCCCGUUCCAAACCUGAAUUCUUUUGAUGAUGACGGGCACCAGAGCGAUUCACAAGUGCUCCCCAAGGAUGGCAGUGAAAAUGGAAAUGAUUGUAGUGAUGAGGAUACAGUAUUUGUCUCUGCAGAACCAUCUCAACCAAGCCCUACCCAUCAUACUGAAGAUGGCUGUGAAACUGAAAGUGGAUCCGAAACUUCGCCAACGCCUGCUGAAAAUUUUCUCUCUAGUGGAAGUAGGUUGUUGAUUGAUAGUUGUCCUUGCAAUGUUGUCUCCCAACUUUGCUCGUUUGCAAUUGGACUUCAAGACUCUAGCAUUGCUACUGGUCAAGCAAAAAUUAGCAGGAGCAAAAGCCUUCAAAUGAGUACUUCUGAUAUAGACAAGAGUUUCAAGAACGUGAUCGAGUUUCCAGUAGUAGGGCCUGCAGAGAAGAACAGGGGAACUGCGAUCAUUGGGCGUAUAAAUUCAAGAACAGAGUUGACUGAAGCUUGGCGUUGAAAGUCGUCCGAUUUUUUUCAUCUUGCUGCCUUGAGGGGCUGGGAUGACAGAAGAUAACUGGUGCUCCAACAAUGUUUCAAUUGUGAUUUCAGUAACUAUGAACCUCUUUGUGAGUUGCAUAAUUGCUGAUGAACAUAAAGGAGUGCAUGCAUAAGCUCUUUCCAGGAUAGCAAGGGUGUAAAGAGGUCUUUGUGUGUUCCCACGUUCUGGAAAGGCUUUACUGUGAUUUGGUGUGUAUUUUCUGUUUGUUUUUGGGUGUUUGCCUUAACCAUAUUUUUCAUUCUAUUUCAUUAACCUUUGCAGACUCGUAACAUUUUUUCUUUCUGGUUCAUGAAGUAUAGAGUUUAAUGAACUUCGAAA